Molecule: messenger RNA, 1821 nt
Organism: Quercus robur (English oak)
Lineage: Eukaryota; Viridiplantae; Streptophyta; Magnoliopsida; Fagales; Fagaceae
Exons: 6
Coding region: 801-1592 (263 amino acids)
Biological process (GO): tRNA-type intron splice site recognition and cleavage
Cellular component (GO): tRNA-intron endonuclease complex
Source: RefSeq, a predicted model, not a curated record
AUUAUUUCUCUCUCAUACUAUACCCUGUUUCUCUUUCUUCUCCCAUUUUUUCUCUCUCUGGCUUCUUUAUCUGAAGACUCUGAACACCACUCUUUCUCCAUUUCUUUUUUUCCUUUCUUCACCAUUCAUACCUUCUCUCUUUUCUUUUUCUUUCUUCACCGGUUUUUUUUUUUUUUUUUUUUUUUUUUCCCGCUUCUCUUUCCUAUUUUCUCUCUCUCCAUCUCCGUAGGUUUGGUGGAUUUUGACUGUAGUGGUGAUUGAUUCUGGGUAUGGGUUUCUUGGAUUUGGUGGUGGUGGGUUUGGGUGUGGGUUUGGCCGUGGGUUUGGCGGUGGUGAUUGAUUUUGAGUGUGCGUUUCUUGGAUUUUGGCUAUUGUGGUGUAGUGGUGGUUAAGUUUCAAGUAAAGUAGUAGUGGUGGUGUGGUGGUAGUUUGAGUUUUGGGUGGCUGGUUCGUGUGGUGGUGGCAGAUCUGGGUUUGGUGUGGUGGUGGCAGUUUUGGGUGGCUUGCUUUGUAUCUGAGAAGAGAGACAGACGAAGAGGAAGAGAGAGAAAGAGUCGAGGAAGAAUAAAAAAAUAAUAUUUAAAAGAAGUAGCUAAAAAAAUAGGACCAUUGACGUUGGGUUUGCACGCCUCUCCUCCCGGUGACUUGUGUCUCCGCCCUUUGCAGACCGCUUUGGGUUCAUUCCUUAGACCGGAACAGAAGAAGCUAGAGCCACUACCAACAAACAAGUAAAAGAAAGGAGUUGAACAGUUGGCAUUCAAAGUGAUUUGAGGCUGUACCAAGGUCUGUUUUGUAGCAUAAUGGAGGCUGUGGAUUGGGAAAAUUCUUCGGGAGGUUCAAGUGAUACUGAGGCCUAUUUGCAAGAUAAAAAAUAUGAGGAUGAUGAGGAACUCCAUUUUACAUCUGGGUUUAUAUCCAAGUUGCAGUUUAGGAAAGAUAAAUCCAGGGCUCAUUGGAUUAAUGAAAUCGGAAUGGCUGAGGUUGUAGAAAACAAGGGUAAACUGUGGAGGACAAUGGGAGUAGUUCGUAGUGGCAAGAUUUAUUACUCAAUUGAGGAAACUUUGUUUUUGAUGGAAAUAGGCGCAUUGCUUCUCUUGGAUGACAAUGGUACAAGUCUUUCAUUAAAUGAUAUAUAUGCAAAGGUUAGUGGAGGCUCUUGGGAGCUAUUUGAGGUUUAUAGGCACUUGAAAUCUCUUGGUUACAUUGUUGGGCAGCAUGGCAUUGCUUGGUCUAUUAAGGAUGCUAAGAGUAACCGUCAAUCUGUUUCUCUUCAAUGCUCUCCACAAAGCAGUGAAGUGGUAGACUUAGAAUCAGAAGAUGAGAGUUGCAUUGUUGGACCAUUUAAUAAUAUGCACGUUAAUGAAGCAAGGCCAGUUUUUGAUGUCUAUCUCCCAAAUAGCAAGUUUAGAAAAUCUUCUCCAGGUGAUCCAAGCUUUGUGAUCUGCUUAACUAGGGGUGAUCUACCAUCCAUAGCAGAUAUUGAAGUCCUUGAGAGGCAAUGUGGGGCCAUUCCUUUGCGGUUUUGUCAUGUAGAGUAUGGACGGGUCAGUUUCUUUUCCUUUGAUGAUGUGGAGCUUCCUAUCCUACCCUGACUCUUUGGAGUGGUAACUGUUCUAUACUCCAUGUUUAAAUGCUACUUUGCAAAGAUAUGAAGAGCUUUAUGUACAUACUAGGAGUCAAAUAUUAUAAGCAAGAUGCCUACAUCAACAUUUGUUUUAUAGAAAUUGAUUUUGAGAAAAAAUGUGCAAUUUUCGGGCACAGUUUAUCUAUGUACAGGAUGGAUGUCAAUUUUAUAUACAUAACUAUAACUUUUGCUAAUAA